GCCACUCUCGGCAGCUGUCAGAUUCAGGAGCAGAGCUUCACAUUUACGGCAAAACACGGGCUUGUUCCAACAACAAGACAGAUGAACCUGGUCUAUCUGAGCAGAAAUGCUCCUCUAAGUAACAGGGAGUGCUGAUAUUCCCCAGCCACCAGUUGACCCACCCUGACCCCCAUCCCAUCAUCACCAUGGAGACUGCCAACAACUACGUGAUGAUCCAUGGGAAGAACAUAUCCCAUAAUACCUUGGCGGGCUCUGCUGCGGUUCCCCACAUGUCCAUCGACAAGCUUUUCCCGGCUCUCCUUGAGUGCUUUGGCAUCAUAAUGUGUGGCUACAUAGCUGGCAGGGCAGAUAUCAUCACAGAGAGCCAGGCGAAGGGUUUGGGGAACUUUGUGUCUAAGUUUGCUCUCCCAGCUCUGCUCUUUAAAAACAUGGUGCUGUUGGACUUUGGAGAUGUCAUCUGGGCGUUUCUCUGGAGUGUCCUGGUCGCCAAGGUGACAGUGUUUGUGCUGGUAUGUGUACUGACUCUGAUGGUGGCCAGUCCAGACAGCAGAUACAGCAAAGCUGGCCUGUACGCCAUCUUUGCUACGCAGAGCAAUGACUUUGCUUUAGGAUACCCCAUAGUGAUGCUUGUAUCGGAGCACAUUCCAGAGUACCUCCCAAGCUACAUCUUAGUUAGUGCACCGUCCCUCAUGCUCCUCAAUCCCAUCGGCUUCGCUCUUUGUGAGGUGCAGAAGUGGAGGCAGGCCAGCCAUUCACAUCACAGCACUCUUGGCAUUGUGGGAGUUGUAGUUCUACAGGUGUUGAAGAACCCCGUAGUAUUCAUGGUGGUAGUAGGAAUCAUCGCCCACUUUGCCCUGGGACAGCAGAUCCCUGCUGUUCUAUCAGAGUUCAUAGAUGGCCUGGCUAACUCUUUUGGAGGGGCAGCUUUGUUUUACCUUGGCCUCACUAUGGUUGGCCAGCUUAGAAAACUAACCAGAGACACUGGAGUUGCCUUGAUUCUCCUCAUCACGGCCAAACUCCUGGUGAUGCCGCUAGUCUGUAAAGACAUGGUGGAUAUUCUGGAUGUAGGAGUGAACAGCUCAAGUGCCAACCAUACUAGCUUGUCUAACUUUGCUUUCCUAUAUGGAGUCUUCCCGACCGCACCCAGUGUGGCCAUCUAUGCUGCACACUACAACAUGGAGCUAGAGGUGGUAACAUCAGGGAUGGUAAUCAGUACAUUUCUGUCUGCACCGAUCAUGUAUGUGUCGGCCUGGUUGUUAACAAUCCCUCUAAUGGACCCGACACCGCUGGUGACAGAACUUGAAAAUGUCAGCUUCAACAUCAGCAUUGUCUGCCUUCUAGCACUGGUGUGGACCAUAAUAGUGAUGUUGCUAAGCAGGAAAUUUAACAGACUUCCUCACCUCUUUGCCUUAAAUCUUUUCCUGGCUCAGUUUUUGGUGUGUGUCAGUAUGAUCCUGUGGAACUUCUUGGCGAAAAAAGAGGAUAAUCUUCUCGGCAAAAUUUUUACCUUCACUCUGCUCUAUGGGUCUCUGUACAGCACCUACAUUUGGACUGGUUUAAUCCCUCUCUGUCUGGCUCUGACUAACAGAGAUGAUCUGCUGAGACUCCGCCCGGGAGUAUUCAUGAUUUUGGGUUGGGGGGUUCCCUUCCUGAUGGUCGGAGUACUCCUGAUAUCAGGAGAGAGGACUGAUACCAUAGACUCUGCCUUUUUCUAUGGCAGAGCUCAGAUAAUUAGCACAGCAGUGGUGCUUGCAGUCAGCCUGUUGCUUGGUGCGGUAUCUCUCAUGGGUCUCAGCCAGGGAGACAGGGAGCAGAGGGGCUACCAGGCCCUUAGCAGAGCUGCUGUAACAGGUAUAAGUGAUGAGCUGAGGGGCCCUGGUGGCCUGGAGGAUCCACAACAACAACAACAACAACAACAACAACAGCCACAGACAGCAGAUUCACCUGACUGCAGCAUCAACUCAGACCUCCACAGUUUCUCUCCUCUCCAGACCUUACCGGACAUGAUAGCCAGCACGCAGCGGGAGCACACAAACAGCACAGGCCACAGUGGGGCGCUGUGUGACGGGCAGCAGCAGGGUUCUUCCUCCUCUGAGCAGCUGCUGAACCUGCCGCCACCAGGGCCUCAAACCACUGACGACAAGCAGACAGUCAGACACGUUCUCCUCUGUCUGCUGCUGUUUGUCAGCCUGCUAGCGAACCUGUCCAGCUGUCUGUGGUGGUUAUUCAACAAAGAUCCUGGAAGACUUUACCUUGAACUACAGUUCUUCUGUGCUGUGGCGAACUAUGGACAGGGUUUCCUGUCCUUUGGGAUUUUUGGUCUGGACAGACACCUCAUCAUUCUGCCUUUUAAAAAGAGGUUGCUGGGGCUGUGGCAGGGCAGAGACAGCGAGGAUUUGAGUCCCUCAGGUGUACCAGAGGAGGUCAGGCUCACUUGUACUCAGUUUGUCCGCUACCACAAAGACCAGUGUGUACAAGACAUAGUACACACACGCAGGUUUGGAGAAGGAGGACUGGAGGAGGUGGCUUUGAGGCAGUCCCCCUCCCAUCAGCCCCAGUACCUACACCCGCAUCAGGAUCCUCAGGAGCAACUAAACCACGGGGGGCAGAAUCUGCACCAGGUUCACCAAACUAAUGACCCAGCUGAAUCCUGCAGCAGUCAUUUGCUUCCAUCCCAACCCUGGCUUGGGCCUGAGAAUGAACACCAAGCAUAUAUUUCCAACUCUGAUAUCCCAGAGGAGCAGAUUUCCCAGCUCCAGUGUAACCAAACUAAUGACCCAGCUAAUCGUGACCACCUACACCAGCAUGAUCUUGCUUCGAGUCCACUCCAUCCCCGGCAACACUCUCAGUCCAGUAUAGAAAGAGUUUUUCGGGGCAGUGAUUUGGUGGAUUGGCUGAUUGAGCGAGGCCUUUGCGCCGGGCGAGCCGAGGCUCAACUGUAUGGCGUUCGACUCCAGCUGGGAGGAGUGUUAGAUCACCUGACAGGUCGGCGCCGCUUCAGGGAUGAACACACCCUGCUGUACCACUUCACACAGGGGAGAGAGGGGGCGAGAGGGUAUGGACGGCCGGAGAACAUGUGAGAGGAAGUGAGGAGAAAGUCAGUGGAAGGAGGAAGAGGAUGGGAGAAAAGAAGGGGGAGACAGAAAAGCAGGCGGUACAAAGCGGAAACCACCACAGCUGAGGGGCAAAGCCAAAGAGGAAGUGCCUUAAGGUGCAGUUUUCCCAACAACCACUAGAUACUGGCUCUGGAAAGGCUAACUGUAUUGAAGUCAAUGAAACAGAUCUACUCUAUAGAAAGUACCCUGGAAGAACCCAUUGCCAAUUUUACCUCUUGUAAUGUGCGUGUUGGUGGCAAUUUGGAGAGAUUUGAUUUAAGAUGAUAUGAAGUAGUGUGGUAUAUUUGAAGGUGUGUUUGCUUUGAUUGACAGGUGUCUUAAGGUGUUCAUGGUGGUUGCUGCUUGCUUGUCCAAGGGGCCGUGGGUUGGGGUUGUGGAGGCAAAAUAAGAGGGUAAAGAAGACCAAACACGCCCCCUGCUGGUUCUUUAGCUCUCCUGGCUCUGGACCAAUUAUCAUUCAUUCAUUUCUUUUUUUGUUCAACUUUUCCCUCUGAAAUGAGCUGGCUUAGUCACCUUGAGAUGUGAACAAGACAGAUUCAAAGUUUUCCUCUUUAUUUUCUUUUGCAUAUCUGCAAGCCAGUACAUUUCUUAAUGAGGAUUUAUAUUCGUGUGUGAAGGACAAAUAAGCUUUGUUUUAAGAACAAGUUGCCAUUCAUUCGCCCUCAAAUAUUGUAUUAUUUAUGUGACAUUUGCAUGGGGAGAAUACAAUAGGAGCAGCCAAUAAACUGAUAGAACUGUAUGUCUGUUCUUAGCCAAUGAGCUACAGGGCUGCCCACUGAAAGCCAAUGGCAUCCUUGCCUGUUCUGUUUUAUGUGAUGUUUUCAUAUUUCAGUAUUUGAUAUUUUGCACGCCGUGUCUUUUAACCACUCUGGUCUACGUUGACUACUUGCAUGACUCGGAGCAGUACAGAUGUUUGCUCAGCACUGAACCUUUUGCACUGACUGAAUAACAUUCUUCAGAUUUUUUAAAUUAUGCAACUCACUGGAUAUUUGUCUUGUGAUGAUGCUGCGGAGGAUGUUUGUUAUCUUUGCAUUGUGUAAUUGUGUUGCCGCUUUCAAUUUGAAACAUUUGUUUGGGACUGAUUGUGGUCAGUCACAUCACUAAAUGGAUUCAUUCAGCCAAGGUGCAAUAUUAGUCUUUGCGGCCAAAUCUGGCACCAGUUGACUGACUCCGUCUUUGCUACAGUGUGUUUCAGGAGAAAUUAAGUUUUUUAAGACCUCAAGAACUCAAAAGUGUGUAAUUAAGUGAGAAAUUCACCAGAGCCCAUCUAAAACUCAUCUGUCCAUUUUGAUUUUUUGUUUCAUUUUGUUAUCUUAUACAGUCACGAGUCAAGUCCUAAACUAGCUUAUAUUGUAGACAAAACAGACUUGGCUAAAGUUCUUGACUCUAGGCUGUUAAUCAUAACUACUACUGAACUGUUUACAGAUUUCUUUGUCUACACUACAACUAUUGUUUGCCCCUUAAGUUGCUGCUGAUUCGUGAUCAUGUUACUGUGAAGUUUACAGUGUGUUGGCAGAAUUGGAUGGAUGGAUGGAUGGAUGGUGAUAUAUGCACAUAUGAGCAGACACAACGACCACACUAAUGUCAAACCGGUGCUGUGAUCUGAGGUUUUUGUUGCCUUUGCUAGUAGUGUGAUCCGAGGAUGGCGAGGUCAACCUUUCACCUGAAGCAUUACAUCCAAAGAAAGGAUAUUCCUCUGUUUAUCCGGAUCUCCUUUCUUCAUCACAAACCUCCCAGAAACAAGAAAUCUAUGUGCAUAUACAUCCAUUUGUGUCUUUGCCAACCAUAUUUUAGUUCAUGCAGUUCACAUCAGAUCCUUGUGUUUACUGGUUGAUAAAAUUAGUUGAGUGCCUGCCUAUGCCAAUGUGAAGGUAUGUGUGUUUGUGUGCAUGAACAAAAAUGUCUUUAAGUUUCUGUGUGAUGUGUGUGUGUACGUGUAGGGAAGUGCUGAGAGAGAUUUUAAUAUGAGGUGUAACUCUUUGUUGUUGGCAAACCGGAUCAGCGUAACUGUGGAUGUUUUGUUUCAGGUGUGUUGCUGUAAAUCAAUCAGGGUCAAUGAUUGUGACCAAAAGAAAGGCACAAAUAAACUACUGUUUGCAUCCAAAAUCCCACGUGUUUUACUUUGUCACUACACAAGCAAUUAUUGAUUCUGAUUGUAACUCAGAACUGAAACAGUAAACAGACAUAACAAAUUUUAUUACAUUUUUACAGAUUCCUUUCUUUGGUCAAACAAGACAAGAACAAAAAUCUCUCAUCCUGAGACCUACACAAAGCCCUUUAAAAACUUAAAGCAACAUUGUCAAAAGCAAAAAAAAAAUUUUUUUACUUGCAACUGUAUUCAUAGGACUGCCUCUGCAAUGUGCUGACAAAAAACUCAUUGAAUUUAUUUUAUUUAGCUGUUGGGAAGUGAACAGCAGAUAAACACAGGAUAUCUGGCACUUUGGGUGUUUUUGACAUUCAUGACAGUGGAACCACCAACAUUUUCCCUGUUUGUGUUGGGAGCAGCUAUUCUGACGUAUAAAAAAGGUGACUCCGUAGCUGUAAAAAUCCGGAAUGUCACUACACUGUGAGGCUACAGUACAAGAUUAGAAACACAAAAUACUACAUGUACAUUUUACGAAAGAUCAUCCUGAAAUACCUAAUAAAAUAUACAGUAGACGAUUCAGAUCUGUAAAAGCAAGCGAAAAGAAGCUACAAUUUGACUAUUCUCUAGAGACUCUGUUCUGCAAAAUACUGAUUAGAAAAAUAAAAUAGUACAUUACCAAACUUAC
Messenger RNA from Morone saxatilis (striped sea-bass), 5887 nucleotides. Its product is annotated as integral membrane protein GPR155-like. The record is from RefSeq and is a predicted model, not a curated record. Gene Ontology annotation, biological process: intracellular signal transduction; transmembrane transport. Lineage: Eukaryota; Metazoa; Chordata; Actinopteri; Moronidae. Gene Ontology annotation, cellular component: membrane.